AUGCCGGCCCCGCGAGUGAAGGAAACCGGGUAUCACGGGCCGCGGGAGCCACCCUGGAAGAGUGCGCCGGGCUCGGGGGCCCGCGAGAAGAGGGCGCCCGCGGUGAAACCACCCAAGCCUGGCUGGGCGCUAACGGCGGAGGGGCUGGAGGCCAUGUGCCCCGCGCAGCGCCACCGCCACCUGCUCUUCGGCGACCUGCUCCAGGACGUGAGCGAAGCUGCCUCCAUCUUCCCGUGCGACUCGCCGGAGCUGGUGGGCCGCAUGCCAGACCCGCGAAUGUGGGCGCAACCACACGAGGAGCCGGCGCAGCAGCAGAACCGGCUCCUGGGCGUCCUCAAAGCGGCCGAGGCCCGCGGGCGGGUUCGCGCCCUGCGACUGCGCUACACCCGCCUGCGGGCAGAAGAGAUCGCGCUGCUCAUCCGGCAGCAGAAGUCCGCGCGCGCCGCCCUCCGGCUGGAAAUAUUUCUGCCGCCGCUGCUGAAGCCCAGGAGAAUCCCGGACCCACUGGACCGCCAAGAGGUGCCCGCAGGCUUGGGAAAGGGACGGGGAGGGGUCCUGCCCCUCACGCACUCAGCCUCAGCUCCCUGCCCCACAGCGGAGGCGAGUGGAAACCAUACUGGAGGAGAACGUGGACGGCAGCAUCUUCCCCCGCUGACCGCGACACAAACCGUGGGACUGCCAAGCCCCCACAUAAAGUACUCCUUGUCCAGCCGGUCUUCCCUGGUCUUUCUGCUGUCCGUCCUCCCCAGGACCCUGAGACGGAACUGGAAUGAGCGGAUGCUGUUCUAG
Molecule: messenger RNA, 789 nt
Organism: Elephantulus edwardii (Cape elephant shrew)
Lineage: Eukaryota; Metazoa; Chordata; Mammalia; Macroscelidea; Macroscelididae
Gene: LKAAEAR1
Product: LKAAEAR motif containing 1
Source: RefSeq, a predicted model, not a curated record